CCACCGAAGGACAGCUGACCUUACCAACAUGGGCACUGCUGUGCGACUGCGAUCUGCUGGGAGGACACGGACUCUGGGCUCUCCUGGCACCUACCUGGGCAUCGCUGCCAUCACAUGGGGCAUGGUGCUGUGGGUGGAGGUGGGCGCCUGGACGUACCACUACAGUGACCAAGGGGACUACACCUGGGAGCAGGCCAGGAAUUACUGCCAGACCUUCUUCACUGACCUGGUGGCCAUCCAGAACCAGCAGGAGAUCCAGUACCUCAACAGGAGCCUGCCCUACCACAGGCACUACUACUGGAUCGGCAUCCGCAAGCUGGGCGGCGUCUGGACCUGGGUGGGCACGCGGAAGGCUCUGACCAAGGAGGCAGAGAACUGGGCCCUGGGGGAGCCCAACAACCGCCGCUCCAACCAGGACUGCGUGGAGAUCUACAUCCAGCGGGCACAGCAGGCUGGCAAGUGGAACGAUGAGCCCUGCAGCCGCAAGAAAAAGGCGCUGUGCUACCGGGCCUCCUGCCAGCCCAUCCCGUGCAGCCAUCAUGGCGAGUGUGUGGAGACCAUUGGGAGCUACCGCUGCGAGUGCUACCCCGGCUUCUACGGCCCCGAGUGCACGGAUGUUGUGCAGUGUGCCAAGCUGGAGCCCAAGGGAGUGCCCAUGAACUGCAGCCAUCCCUACGGAGACUUCAGCUACAACUCCACCUGCGAGUUUGGGUGCCGCAAGGGCUUUGAGCAGCGAGGGGCAGGUGUGCUGCGGUGUCUGCCUUCCCAGGAGUGGUCAGCAAAUAUACCCACCUGCACAGCCAUCUCCUGCUCAAUGCUCAGUGCUCCAGCCAAGGGAGAGAUCAACUGCUCCCACCUCCAUGGCGACUUCACCUUUGGCUCCACAUGUGCCUUCUCCUGCCAGACAGGGUUUGCACUGGUGGGGCUGCAGAGCCUUGAGUGCACAGCCAUGGGGACCUGGACUGGGGACACCCCACAUUGUGAAGCCAUCACCUGCCCAGUGCUCAGUGCUCCAGCCCAGGGAGAGAUCAACUGCUCCCACCUCCAUGGCAACUUCACCUUUGGCUCCACGUGUGCCUUCUCCUGCCAGACAGGGUUUGCACUGGUGGGGUCAGAGAGCCUUGAGUGCACAGCCAUGGGGACAUGGACUGGGGACACCCCACAAUGUGAAGCCAUCACCUGCCCAGUGCUCAGAGCUCCAGCCCAGGGAGAGAUGAACUGCUCCCACCUCCGUGGGGACUUCACCUUUGGCUCCAUGUGUGCCUUCUCCUGCCAGACAGGGUUUGCACUGGUGGGGUCAGAGAGCCGUGAGUGCACAGCCAUGGGGACAUGGACAGGUGACACCCCUCACUGUGAAGCCAUCACCUGCCCAGUGCUCAGUGCUCCAGCCCAGGGAGAGAUGAACUGCUCCCACCUCCAUGGCAACUUCACCUUUGGCUCCACGUGUGCCUUCUCCUGCCAGACAGGGUUUGCACUGGUGGGGUCAGAGAGCCGUGAGUGCACAGCCAUGGGGACAUGGACUGGGGACACCCCACAAUGUGAAGCCAUCACCUGCCCAGUGCUCAGAGCUCCAGCCCAGGGAGAGAUGAAAUGCUCCCACCUCCGUGGGGACUUCACCUUUGGCUCCACGUGUGCCUUCUCCUGCCAGACAGGGUUUGCACUGGUGGGGUCAGAGAGCCGUGAGUGCACAACCAUGGGGACAUGGACAGGCGACACCCCUCACUGUGAAGCCAUCACCUGCCCAGUGCUCAGUGCUCCAGCCCAGGGAGAGAUGAACUGCUCCCACCUCCAUGGCGACUUCACCUUUGGCUCCACGUGUGCCUUCUCCUGCCAGACAGGGUUUGCACUGGUGGGGCUGCAGAGUCGUGAGUGCACAGCCAUGGGGACCUGGACUGGGGACACCCCACAUUGUGAAGCCAUCACCUGCCCAGUGCUCAGUGCUCCAGCCCAGGGAGAGAUGAACUGCUCCCACCUCCAUGGCAACUUCACCUUUGGCUCCAUGUGUGCCUUCUCCUGCCAGACAGGGUUUGCACUGGUGGGGUCAGAGAGCCUUGAGUGCACAGCCAUGGGGACAUGGACUGGGGACACCCCACAAUGUGAAGCCAUCACCUGCCCAGUGCUCAGUGCUCCAGCCCAGGGAGAGAUCAACUGCUCCCACCUCCAUGGCGACUUCACCUUUGGCUCCACGUGUGCCUUCUCCUGCCAGACAGGGUUUGCACUGGUGGGGUCAGAGAGCCUUGAGUGCACAGCCAUGGGGACAUGGACAGGGGACCCCACACAUUGCAAAGCCAUCAGCUGCCCAGAGCUGGACCCCCCUAGCAGAGGCCAGCUAAGCUGCUCUCAUGUGUACGGGAACUUCACCUACAACUCCACGUGCACCUUUUCCUGCGAGGAGGGGUUUGUUCGGAUGGGAGCAGUGCUGCUCCUCUGCAAGGCUACGGGGAGCUGGAGCACGGAUGCCCCCAUGUGUGCAGAGGAUGGUGCCUUCCUAAAGCAAGUCCUGGCUUACAGCAGCGGCUCAGCCCUGGCAGUAGCUGGUGUUGUGCUCUCUGGGGGGCUCAUUGCCCUCCUUGCCAAGAGGCUCAGUGACAGAGAGGAGAAGAGGAAGCUCCUGAAACCCACCAGUGACCUGGGAGCACCGGGCACCUUCACCAACACAGCAUAUGAUGCCAACCUGUGAGCCUGGCUGAGACUGAAACCCACCAUGUGGCCCAGGGCUGCAGGCCCGGCAGGAGCUGCUGCUGGAGCACAGAGGGGCUCCAUGCCUGUGGCUGUAUCCUGAACCAGUGCUGCCCUGGACACUGCCACCACACCAUGUGUGCAGCAUUCCCCUGGGAAGGGGAGCAGCUGGAGACCCACCAGGGGCCAAGAGCCUGCUACCCAGCCCUUGGACAUUGUCCCACUAGGAAUUUGGACACUCCCCAGUGGCUGCUUUCGCUCAUGCUUCCACCUAUGAGCUUAUGUCAGCAGGAUCCAAAU
Messenger RNA from Cinclus cinclus, 2979 nucleotides. RefSeq names its product P-selectin-like. Gene Ontology annotation, biological process: response to cytokine; heterophilic cell-cell adhesion; leukocyte tethering or rolling. The transcript is spliced from 18 exons. Gene Ontology annotation, molecular function: sialic acid binding; oligosaccharide binding; calcium ion binding. Gene Ontology annotation, cellular component: external side of plasma membrane; membrane. Lineage: Eukaryota; Metazoa; Chordata; Aves; Passeriformes; Cinclidae. The record is from RefSeq and is a predicted model, not a curated record. The coding region runs from base 29 to 2680 and encodes 883 amino acids.